AUGAAGUGCAACUUGUUUCGUUUAUUCCCAACUGAGCCUACCGGUUCCUUAAUAAAAAUAAAAAAUAUUACAUUUUUUGAAAAAGACAUUGAGAUAAAACAUUUCCUUGAACAUAUAGUGGACGUGUGCAUUAUUUUCGCGGAUUCUGCUAAGAACGAAGCUUGUGCGUUGUUACAUUCCAGGGAAGAAGCCUUACACCUUAUGAAACUGUACAAAGUCAUUUUUAAAAAUAUGAUAUUUUUUUCUUCAAAUAAGCAAAAUAUGGAAAUAGAAAUAUUUAACCAGGAGGAAGAAAGAAUAUUUUGGAAGGACGUAAAAAGGCAUAACGUUAAAUUUUACGUUUGCAAACAACGUGGUCAGACGGGGUGA
This is a messenger RNA of Plasmodium malariae, 369 nucleotides long. RefSeq names its product conserved Plasmodium protein, unknown function. The transcript has 4 exons. The record is from RefSeq and is a predicted model, not a curated record. Bases 1 to 369 code for a protein of 122 amino acids. Lineage: Eukaryota; Apicomplexa; Aconoidasida; Haemosporida; Plasmodiidae.